This is a messenger RNA of Dendrobium catenatum, 807 nucleotides long. RefSeq lists its product as uncharacterized. The transcript is spliced from 2 exons. Bases 1 to 807 code for a protein of 268 amino acids. Lineage: Eukaryota; Viridiplantae; Streptophyta; Magnoliopsida; Asparagales; Orchidaceae. The record is from RefSeq and is a predicted model, not a curated record.
AUGAGGAGGAAUAGUAUUGCCAGCCGGGAUAUCAGUGGAAUGUCGGUUCAAGCUUGUAGGAGUAAUAGUGUUAAAAAGUUUGCUGAAAUGGUUGAUAAAGACAUUGGCAAUGUCUUGCGCCUCCACCACCUCUCCAUCCAACGCCCGCAUCCGGCGGACCUACCUCCGCCUCUGCCGGUCUACCCACAUGCCAACUCAAUCCCGGGUGCCAUUGUCUCCUCAUCGCCCACAUCUAGCUCUAGACGUUGGAAAGAUUUAUUCAAAGCAGUCAGAGAGCAGAAGCCUGAAUUGAAUGAAAAGAAGAAGGAGCGCAGGAGCCGUAGCAACGGCUCUUCCGACCUUAACAUCAACCUCAACAUCUGGCCUUUCUCACGUAGCCGCUCCACCGGCAACACCGGGGCCCGGCCCCGCUCAGCUUCCCGCAAGAUUAGCAGCGCCCCCUGCUCCCGGAGCAAUUCCCGCGGCGAGUCCCCCGGCAGUCGAAGGCGGGCUGCUAGCCCUAGCCGAAGUGGGGUCCAUCUUGGCCGGUCAAGCCCGGUCUGGCAAUUUCGACGAACCGGGAUGGGGCCGAAAGAUAAGGGAACGAAGUCCGGUCCAACCACCUCCACGCCCGCCCACCCUGCUGCCGACGGCGGAGUACAGGCCCUUAAUUUGAACGUGAACAGCUGCAUUGGGUAUGGGAAUCAGGUGAGCUGCCGGGAUGAGGACAGCGAUGGACUCACCAGAGGUGCUCGCACGGCGGAGGUUAACGGAGGCAAUGGAACAAUGUUCAGUUUUAGAACUCUAUUCUAUAAGAAAGUUUACUGA